Messenger RNA from Jaminaea rosea, 2063 nucleotides. RefSeq lists its product as hypothetical. Bases 81 to 1904 code for a protein of 607 amino acids. The record is from RefSeq and is a predicted model, not a curated record. Gene Ontology annotation, cellular component: plasma membrane. Gene Ontology annotation, molecular function: diacylglycerol O-acyltransferase activity; long-chain-alcohol O-fatty-acyltransferase activity. Gene Ontology annotation, biological process: triglyceride biosynthetic process. Lineage: Eukaryota; Fungi; Basidiomycota; Exobasidiomycetes; Microstromatales. The transcript has 2 exons.
CCAAUUCGGAACGUCCGUCCGUCCAUCCAUCCAUCCAUUCCGUCCUCUCCGCCAUCCUCUCUUCCUCACCAAACGCCGACAUGGAGGCUCGCAACGGCAGAGUGGCUUCCAAGGAGUCAUCUCCCAUGUCGUGGCUCGAUGCGGUCGAGCAUCGCCUUGACGAGCACCUGCACGCUCAGGCUAGGAAGGGCGGCGUACGCGGCUCCCUGUCGCGUCAGCUCCUCUCCUGCGGCGACUGGCUAGAGGACGAGGUGCGCUCACGGCGAGAAGCCAUCGGUGGCAUCGACAACAUGUGGCUCGCCUUGUCACACUACGAGUUCAAUCCUGUCUGCGUCGCCUCGUAUACCCUCAAGGAGAAGCCCUCGACCGAGGCUAUCGUCGACUCGUUUUGGAAGCUCACCGAUCAAUUCCCCAAGUACCGCUCCAAGCUCGUCAAUACUGGCCGCCGCUUACAUGGAUCUGAAUUCACGACCGAUAUGCAAUUUGAUAUCCGCAACCACGUUGCCUUCAAGAGACUGCCUGAGCCUGCCGGGCCUGUCGAGCUCGACAAUUACAUCGCCCAGGUCGAAGCGCUGCCGUGGGACUUUGACAAGCCGUUGUGGGAGGCGACGAUCCUCGACAACUACCGUGAUGCGCAGGGAGCUCAUGCUGCUCUCGUGAUGCGCGGGCAUCAUUCUGCUGCUGAUGGCCAGGGCUUCGUCAUGAGCCAGCUCAGUGUCACCUCGUAUGCGAAGGAGCUCGACCGUCUCCUCGAUGAUGCGAGCCAUCUCAUUCACGACGCCAAGCGAGGUACUGCGAAGCCAUCUAAGCUGCACAAGGCUCUCAAGCCACUCGAUCGCUUCCACAAGACGUUGCCCCUCCAGCUCGUCUUGUUCGCCCUCUUCUGGACCUUCCUCGUCAUCUCGGGCAUCAUCGAGGGCGUCUACUCCCUCUUUCAAGGCGCCUACAUGACUGCUCUCUUCUUGUUGACUUCGUGGAGAAGUCCAAAGGUGACCGCACGCCACCAAGGUCCCCGACCCUCAGAGAAGGAAUUCGCCACAAGCAAGGCUUUGCCCUUGAGCGAGGUCAAGCUGAUCCAAACAGCAUUCAGUGGCGGCGCCCCCGGCAGCUUACGACAACGCAUCCAAGGCGGUCCAAAGAAUCACACCGUCUUUGGCCACCUCACCCUCAACGACGUCCUCUGCACGGUUCUCGCCGACGUCAUUGGCGCAGAGCUGCAUCAACCCCCUCCUCUCCCACGCAACGCCUCCCUGCUCCGCAAGCUCUGGUGGUCCUUCGUCGACACAACGCAUCACUUCAUGCCUCGGCCUGUCGCGCUCAUGAUCCCCAUCUCGAUCCGCAAGCCAGGAGACUGGAGCAUGCGCAACUGGUCUACGGGGGCGCUCGCUUACCUGCCCAACGACGGUAAGCUCCCCAAGGAGCCCAUGGCGCUUUGGAAGAGGCUGCAUGGCAGUAGCAGUGCGCUCAGUAUUCUCAAGCAUGGCUGGCUGCCAAGAUUGAGCUUCUGGCUUAUUCAACUGCCUACGGGCCAGAUCCCGCUGCUCUUCCCGAGCCCUCUGUGGAAGCCUUUCGACUUCAUCGGGAAGGUGAUCCUCAACUUGACGCUGACUUCCUUCACAGCUGUCCUCACCAAUGUCCCGGGCCCAAGCUCAGGCGGCAUUAAGCUGGCUGGCAGCGAGAUCAUCCGAUGGAGCGCUGCUCCUCCUCAAGCUGGUCCAGGCACACUCGGUAUCGGCGUCAUUACGUACGGGGAUGGAGUCGCUGUCACGAUCAUUGCGGACCACGUCGCAGGCACAGAGGGAGUGGCGAGGCGGCUGUGCAAGAACUUUGAGCGACGAUGGCAAGACUACGUCAAGGCUUCGCAGCGGGUGCUUGAUGAGGCUGGUAAGGGGAAGAAGGAAUGAUGAGCUCUGCAAAUUGCCACUAUCCUGCCGUCGUGAAGGUGUGAGUGAGUGGUUUUUUCUCGAAGUGGCGAAGCGUCAAGUCAGGGACGAAAGUGCGUGAUCGCUUGGAGGUGCAGAGUCGACGGCUUUCCUUCUUUGAUCACAUUGCAAUCUCGAGCG